This is a messenger RNA of Amphiprion ocellaris (clown anemonefish), 2950 nucleotides long. RefSeq names its product adrenoceptor alpha 1Aa (gene adra1aa). Lineage: Eukaryota; Metazoa; Chordata; Actinopteri; Pomacentridae. Gene Ontology annotation, biological process: positive regulation of cytosolic calcium ion concentration; phospholipase C-activating G protein-coupled receptor signaling pathway; cell-cell signaling. The coding region runs from base 905 to 2356 and encodes 483 amino acids. The record is from RefSeq and is a predicted model, not a curated record. Gene Ontology annotation, molecular function: alpha1-adrenergic receptor activity. The transcript has 3 exons. Gene Ontology annotation, cellular component: membrane.
GCCGAGGGUGAUGUGAGGAGGGUUUGGUGGUGGUGGGGAGCAACACGGGGGCAGGCGGACAAAGAGAGAGCAGUGAAGAGAGUGAGGGAGUGAGUGGGUUAGUACUCAUCAUCAUGUGAAGAGACUUGGAAGCACCUGGAGCUCAGCCGAGGCGUUUCUCUCCGCAGACGGGAGUGAAGUGACUGAGGGCUCUCCACCGUGAGCGCACCACUUGGCUCCUUCCUCGCUGCCACCCAGAGCGACUCAGCAGCCACAACCUCGUCCAAAUGAUCCUCAGCCAACGCCGUCGGGAUGUGAAAAUCAAACUCAAAGUUAGAGGCACUGGAUAUUGUCACUGCCUGCUGUUGCUGCAGCUGAAUAUGCACCUCUGUUCAACAGGAAUGCCUGGAUGUUGACUACUGCUCAUGUACCAAAUCGUCCAGACAAGGAAAUCACUUCUAGCCGUGUCUUGAAUUUUGGACUCAAGCUGCACAUUAUGAUUCAGAGAACAUGCAAAGUCUUCCUAGAUUGUGCCCACCCAUCUGUCUAACCUCUCUCUAAUGCAUUUCAAACACUAUUCUGUACAAACUGCAUAAUAACAAUGCUAACAUCAGUAGCAUUUUGAAGAUGGAUUACCUGAUUUCAGCACAGCAGGUUUCAUCUGCAUACAUUAUAUUUCUCUCUCAGUGUUUCUGCAUGCAUCUUGUCAUUUUAUUUUCCUUGAUGCAUUGCCAGUGUAGUGGCAUUUGCUCGAGGCGUCAUCAUUCAAAUUAUGUUUUGACAAGACAGACUUAAUGUGAUCAUUACUCUAAUGGCUUUUAUGAGAAUGCCCUGAUGCCCCUUUUCUGCAGUAAACUUAAAUAGGUCUGUGUUUCAGUAUCAGCUGCUCAGGACAGUGUUUCGUAUCAUUGUGGUAUUGGAACUGAUGGUUAAUGUGCUGGACAACAUGACCCCACCUCCUCUGACACAGAACUGUUCCAACUGCAGCCAAGCGUUAGUCCCAGAGCUGAAUGUGGUCAAAGCUGUGGUUCUAGGCCUGGUGCUUGGUGUCUUCAUCGUGUUCGGAAUUGUGGGGAACAUCCUGGUAAUCCUCUCAGUUGUUUGUCAUCGGCACCUGCGGACAGUCACGCAUUACUUUAUAGUUAAUCUGGCAGUGGCCGAUUUGAUGCUUAGCUCCACUGUACUACCCUUCUCUGCCAUUUUUGAGAUUCUGGAUCGUUGGGUGUUUGGACGGGUCUUUUGCAAUGUUUGGGCAGCUGUGGAUGUGCUCUGCUGCACGGCCUCCAUCAUGAGCCUCUGUGUGAUCUCUGUGGACCGCUACAUUGGAGUCAGUUAUCCUCUGCGUUACCCAGCUAUAGUGACAAAACGCAGAGCUCUGUUGGCAGUGAUGCUGCUGUGGGUGCUGUCUAUCAUCAUAUCUAUUGGACCUUUGUUUGGUUGGAAAGAACCAGCACCAGAGGACGAGUCCAUCUGCAAGAUCACAGAGGAGCCAGGCUACGCCAUCUUCUCUGCGGUAGGCUCUUUCUAUCUCCCUCUGGCCAUCAUACUGGUCAUGUACUGUCGGGUAUAUGUGGUAGCUCACAGAGAGAGCCGUGGCCUGAAAGAGGGCCACAAGACGGAGAAGUCAGACUCAGAGCAGGUGAUACUCAGGAUGCACCGAGGCAACACAACUGUAUCAGAGGACGAGGCCCUUCGCACCCGCACACAUUUCGCCCUGCGACUGCUCAAGUUCUCACGAGAGAAGAAAGCUGCCAAGACCUUGGGCAUCGUUGUUGGCUGCUUUGUGUUGUGCUGGCUGCCCUUUUUCCUGGUGCUACCCAUUGGUUCCAUUUUCCCUGCAUACAGACCUUCAGACACCGUCUUCAAGAUCACCUUCUGGCUCGGUUAUUUCAACAGCUGCAUCAACCCCAUCAUCUACCCAUGCUCCAACCAGGAGUUUAAGAAAGCUUUCCAGAGUUUACUUGGAGUUCACUGUUUGAGAAUGACUCCCAGACCACACCAUCAUCAUCUGGGUGCAGGUCAGAGUCAACCCCACGGUCACAGCCACGGCCUCACUCUGAGCCUGGACAGCAGGGGGCCUCCCAGCCGACUCAGCCCCUCCUCAUCCAUGGCCCUAUCUAGAACUCCUUCCUCCAGGGACAGCAGGGAAUGGAGGGUCUUCUCUGAAGGUUGCACUAGCGGAUCUGGACCAGCCGAAACAAGCAGAGCUAAAGUGGCCAAACUCUGCAACAAAAGCUUCCACCGGACCUGCUGCUGCAUCCUCAGUGCUGGGACUCCCCCGCAAGAGUCCAGCUGUGACCUGCCCCCUCCUGUCGGAAACCUUCCCACCAUUAAAAUCCACCAACUGUCCCUGUCGGAAAAAGGAGAGCCUGUAUAACCACAGUAAUCCUUCAUGCAUUUGUUAUGACUCCUCUUCCAAGGUCACAUGAGAAUAUAUUUCCUUUUGCUCCGUAAACAACACAAAGAAUGAGUGGUGAUGAAACUGUGUCUGCUUUGAAAUUUAAAUUGAAAUAUCUCAGCUUUGAUAUCUUUACUUUUCUUGGAUAUAAGAUUGUCAAAAUCAUAAACAUUAUAUUUUACCCUUUAAGAUGCUUUCUAAACACUGCAGAGCGCAGCUUCGAAGAGAUGGAAAAGGGGCAAGGGUCAGAUUUAGUAAAAGUGCAGAGAUAAGAUCGGGAAGCAAUUCCCUGAAGUGGACCAAGGUUUCUAAAUGUUUACAUAUUUUAUAUCACAGAAGAGCAGCUUAAAUGUGCUUUACGAGUAUGAAUAUAAAGGUUUUAUAGAUUGCAUGAUAUCAACAGUCAUUUGAAAAAUGCCGGUGCUCCUGUUGUUUCUAAAGUUUGCCUACUGCUGUUCCUGUAGUGAAACUGUUGUUUGUGUACUGCUAUGUACACAGUAAAAAAAAAACCAAGGGACCUCACGUAUUUCUGUGUCACGAAAAAUAAAUUUGUAUGACAUAUUCCUAACAAGG